Rasamsonia emersonii CBS 393.64 is the source of this 402-nucleotide messenger RNA. RefSeq lists its product as uncharacterized. Bases 1 to 402 code for a protein of 133 amino acids. The record is from RefSeq and is a predicted model, not a curated record. NCBI's taxonomy places the organism in Eukaryota, Fungi, Ascomycota, Eurotiomycetes, Eurotiales, Trichocomaceae. The transcript has 2 exons.
AUGAAAGCCCCUCUUCUCUACCUCCUCACCAGCCUGGGCCUAGUCGCCGCGCAAACCAACUGCCCUGGCACAGGUUACUUCUGCGGCCGCGACCUCCGCCUCCGCUACAACAUCAUCUACUGGUGCGAGGACCAGGCCACGAACCCGCACGUGGUGGCAGACAACUGCUGGGAGAGAUGCAUUCCCAGUCCGGAUCCGUUCCAGAUGCCCGAGUGCGUUGUUGCGCCGCCGCCGGCUCCUGAGCCCGCGCCUGAGCCUGUUCCUGCUCCUGAACCUGUGCCGAAUCCGGAUCCGUUAAUUGCCCUGGGUAACGAUGUGGAGGGGCAAGCUCCUCCGAAGAGGUUUGCACCUGCAUUGUAUAUAUCGUUUGCUGGGUUCAAGGUUGAUAAGCUAGCUGUUUGA